CACUAUUGUGGGCACUAUCUAUUUAUUGCCCUCCACAGGCACAACUGUCGCACAGCGCGACUCCGCGCUUGCUGCUCAAGGAGAAGGUGGAUACAGGUGUGGUGCACAGCGUAUUCCGUUCAGAAAGGACCAGGUGAGCGUCGUGCGAAGAGAUGGAGAGCCAGAUGUUUGAAGGACAGCAAGGGGAGCGAACCUUUGAACACCAGGACAGCCUGCCAGCCCUGCCCGUGCCGAGUCUGGAUGAGACGCUCACCAAGUACCUGGACUCUGUCAGGCCCUUCGCUACGGACGAGGAGCUCGCCCACACGCGGGAAGUGGCGCGGCGCUUCAAGGAGGGAGUUGGAGCGAAGCUGCACGCGCUGCUUCUGCGGAGGGGAGCCGAGCGCCAAAACUGGCUGGAGGAGUGGUGGCUGAACAAGGCAUACCUGGAGUCGCGGGGCCCGCAGCAGAUCACAGGGAACUUUGGGGGACCAGGCCCUUACCUGGAGCACGUGUGGCCUCCCAAGGUGGGGACCCAGCUGGAACGGGCCGCCAUCUUGCUGUGGCACCACCUCAACUUCUGGCAGCUGCUACGCACAGAGAGGCUGGCCACGCACCGCGCUAAGGGUGUCCCACUGGACAUGCAUCAGUUCCGUAUGAUCUUCGGUACCUGCAAGAUCCCUGGAGAGAAAUGUGACUCCAUCGUCUGCCAUUUCAAGACUGAGCCGGAGGGCGCCUGCCCGUCCCAUGUGGUGGUCUUGUGCCAUGGCAGAAUCUUCACGUUCGAUUCUCUGGCGCCCGGCGGGGACAUUCUCACACCUCCCGAGCUGCAGAGUCAGCUCGCGCUCGUGAAGGCUCGCUGUGCAGCGGAGCCCGAGGGACCCGGCUUGUCGGUUCUCACAGCCGGCGACAGAGCCAGCUGGGCCAAGACCAGGCAGCACCUGCUGAACUUGUGCGCGGAGAAUGUGGAGCACAUGAACGCGGUGGAGAGCAGCCUGCUCGUGCUCGUGCUGGAGCAGGCAUCGCCCUCCGCCUCGCCGAGCGACUACUCCCAGCUCCAGAGCUGGGCAUUAGCUGGCAAUCCCCGGGGCCGCUGGGGGGACAAGUCCUACAACCUGAUCGUCUUUGAGAAUGGCACCUGCGUCUCCAACUGUGACCAUGCUCCCUAUGACGCGAUGGUGCUGGUCUCAACCACGAGUUACGCCGAGAACACCCUGAAGAGAGUUGACGGCGUGUGGGUGGGAGAAGUUCCUCUCCGCCCACUACCGCAGCCCCAGGAGCUGCGGUUCCGGCUGGAUGAGCGAAUCUUGUCGGAUAUAGCUCACAGCGAGGCCCUUUACAACCGUCAAGCAAAGGACCUCCAGGUGGUGUCGCUGGCAUUCACAGCGUUUGGGAAGCUGCUCAUCAAGCAGCGCGGGCUGCACCCUGACACCUAUGUACAGCUGGCGUUGCAGCUCGCCUACUACAGGCUGCAUGGCCGGCCCGGCUGCUGUUAUGAGACAGCGUCCACGCGCAAGUUCUACCACGGCCGCACGGAGACCAUGCGGCCCUGCACCCCAGAGGCGGUGGCCUGGUGCCGGGCCAUGCAGGAGCCUUCCAUGCCGACGGGGCGAAGGCUGGAGUUGAUGCUGGAGGCAUUUGACAAGCACAACCGGCUCAUGAAGGAAUGUGAAAACAACAAAGGCUGCGACCGGCACCUCCUGGGCCUCCUGCUGCUGGCAGAGGAUGAGGGCCUUCCCGUACCAGAGCUGUUCCGCGACCCUUCCUUCACCAAGAGUGGUGGCGGAGGGAACUUUGUGCUGUCAACGAGCCUGGUGGGAUAUACCAACACUCUGGGCGCCGUCGCUCCUAUGGUGCCACACGGCUACGGCUUCUUCUACCGCAUCCGCGAUGACCGCCUCGUGGUUGCGGUCACGGCGUGGCGCUCGUGCCCACAGACGGACGGGGAGCGACUCUACCACGCAUUCGCCGCCGCUCUACACGAGAUGCAGUGCCUUGCCCUGACGCGUGCGGCACGCCUCUGAGAACCCGCGGUGCGCGUGCGGGUUCACAGGUGUCGCUGUGCAAGGGCGUGCGUGUGUGCAGGGGCGUGCGUAUGUGCACGCGCGUAGUGGUAGUGCCAGGGCUGCUCAUGUCUCGUACCAGGAGAUUCCACGGUGCCACGCGUACGCUGGGGACGUUUGCACGUUCACACAAAAUGAAUUCUGAGCCACAACAUAAUAUAUCUGUCCAGCCAUAUCGGUGUCAGAAUUACACUGUAUAACUGAUUACACUUAAAUGCAAAAAAUACAACAAUGCACUUAGCACGUGACCAUUGAAUACCACUACGUAACAUGUACAUGUUUUAUGUUCCUUCUGGCACGAGUUUUUAAUUGUAGUGUCCAAUUGCUGCCAAGGAGGGUGACUUUCACCAGCAUCUAUGUUACAAUUCAAGAUGAGCAUUUAUGUUUUCUGUAAUUUCAGUGAUCUCUGGCCAUGCAGCUUCUAUGAUUGUAAGGUCAUUUUAAACUGUACUUGUGAAAUGACAUACACAGAAAAUAAAAUGCAAUCAGGA
Molecule: messenger RNA, 2533 nt
Organism: Lethenteron reissneri (Far Eastern brook lamprey)
Lineage: Eukaryota; Metazoa; Chordata; Hyperoartia; Petromyzontiformes; Petromyzontidae
Gene: CROT
Product: carnitine O-octanoyltransferase
Cellular component (GO): peroxisome
Molecular function (GO): carnitine O-octanoyltransferase activity
Source: RefSeq, a predicted model, not a curated record